AUGAACUCCCCGCACCACCCGAAAGCCGCCACCACACAGCCAACCCGGCCCAUGACCGGCCAGCACCGCGCCACCCCAACGCCGCCAACGCCAACAACGGCCGCGGUUCGCAUGGCCCGACAAGCCCAGAUCGGGGCCCGCCCAUCGCCGCAGCCUCCCGAAGCAGCACCGCCGCCAAGACCUCCGGCAGGCUCCUCCUCCCAAGCGGCCACCGCAGCCACCGCACAUGCCCACCAUCACGCCGCCGCAGCACGGGGCCGCCGCCCCGGCAUCACAUCAGAAACUCGCAGCCGCCAGGAGCACCUCGCCGCGGCCGCCGCCGCUGCCCGGGGGCACCGCCCCGGCACUUCACCACCCAGCUGCAGCAGCACCUCGACGGCCAGGGAGGCCCGCGCCGGCCAACCGCCCGCGCCGCCACGGCCAGCCGCGCCCCCAGCCCGGCCCGCCCGGCCCAGAUCUGGCCCGGCCGCCACGACCGUCGGAUCCCCACACGCCGCCAGCGGCCAGGAGAGCCGCCGCUCCCGCCCGCAGCACGCCGCCGAAGCCACCGCACGACGCCGCGCCCGUCGCCCUGGCCGCGCCCGAGCGAGCUCCUCCUCGCCAGGGACGCGGGAGGGGAAGAAACUCCCCGCCGCCACCUUCCUCGGGGAGUGCGCGGCUUUGCCGGCCCCCCUCCGGCGGCGGCGAGGCAAGGAAGGGAGGAGGUGGGGGGGCUAA
Molecule: messenger RNA, 717 nt
Organism: Lolium perenne
Lineage: Eukaryota; Viridiplantae; Streptophyta; Magnoliopsida; Poales; Poaceae
Source: RefSeq, a predicted model, not a curated record